Molecule: messenger RNA, 1040 nt
Organism: Telopea speciosissima
Lineage: Eukaryota; Viridiplantae; Streptophyta; Magnoliopsida; Proteales; Proteaceae
Product: ADP-ribosylation factor-like protein 8a
Exons: 6
Coding region: 201-755 (184 amino acids)
Biological process (GO): protein transport
Molecular function (GO): GTPase activity; GTP binding
Source: RefSeq, a predicted model, not a curated record
UUAGUAACACUAUUUGUCGAGGGAUUCCCUCCGUCUCCUCAUCGGAUACGGAAUUUAGGAAAAGAAACUUUGCGAAGCCUAAAGGCAAUUUAAAGUUGAGCUUUCACAAAAUUCUCUGCUGUCUUCGUUCUCAAAUCAGAAUCGUAAUUCUUUCAUUCUCUCCUUCUGUACAUACUUUUCAAUUCCCGGAUUAUUCUACAAUGGGGUUAUGGGAAGCUUUCCUCAAUUGGUUGCGAAGCCUUUUCUUCAAGCAAGAAAUGGAAUUGUCCUUGAUAGGACUUCAGAAUGCUGGAAAAACUUCACUUGUGAAUGUCAUUGCUACUGGAGGAUAUAGUGAAGACAUGAUCCCUACGGUAGGAUUUAAUAUGAGGAAGGUGACAAAAGGGAAUGUCACAAUAAAGUUAUGGGAUCUUGGAGGGCAGCCAAGAUUUCGCAGUAUGUGGGAGAGAUAUUGCCGUGCAGUUUCUGCUAUUGUGUAUGUUGUUGAUGUUGCUGAUCGUGAUAACUUGUCCAUCUCGAAAAGUGAACUUCAUGACUUGCUGAGCAAGUCCUCACUGAGUGGUAUCCCAUUGCUGGUAUUGGGGAACAAGAUUGACAAGCCAGAAGCUCUUUCUAAACAGGCUUUGACAGAUCAAAUGGGACUCAAGUCAAUUACUGAUAGAGAAGUGUGCUGCUUCAUGAUCUCAUGCAAGAACUCAACCAACAUUGACUCUGUAAUUGAUUGGCUUGUAAAGCAUUCCAAGUCGAAGAACUGAGAUGACAAUGUUUUUGCAAUGUGAAGUAGCUGUUAAGAUUUGAAAUUCUGGGUUUGCAGUGGUUGGUGGUGGGAUUUUUUCUUGCCUAACCAGGUUUUGAUUAUCUGAUCAUUGUCUUGGUUUACAGUUACAACUAUAUUGGAUUUUUCAGAUUGCUUCCCCUGUGAGUUGGAGGACUUGGGUUUUUAUUGCACUUAGCGUGUCUAAUCUCUAUUGGACUAUGGAGAUGAUUGGAUUGAUUAUGUAUUCAUACUAAUUGGUGUGAACAUAAUUUCCUUUGAUGCC